This is a messenger RNA of Rattus norvegicus (Norway rat), 159 nucleotides long. RefSeq names its product keratin associated protein 20-1 (gene Krtap20-1). The record is from RefSeq and is a predicted model, not a curated record. NCBI's taxonomy places the organism in Eukaryota, Metazoa, Chordata, Mammalia, Rodentia, Muridae.
AUGUGCUACUACGGAAGAUUCUACGGAGGCCUGGGCUAUGGCUAUGGAGGCCUAGGCUGUGGCUAUGGCUGUGGCUAUGGCUGUGGCUAUGGAGGCUAUGGCUAUGGCUGUUGUCGCCCACUAUGUUGUAGAAGGUACUGGUCCUAUGGCUUCUACUGA